Amaranthus tricolor (Joseph's coat) is the source of this 1221-nucleotide messenger RNA. Its product is annotated as mitochondrial outer membrane protein porin of 34 kDa-like. Gene Ontology annotation, biological process: monoatomic anion transmembrane transport. The transcript has 6 exons. The coding region runs from base 112 to 942 and encodes 276 amino acids. Gene Ontology annotation, cellular component: mitochondrial outer membrane. Lineage: Eukaryota; Viridiplantae; Streptophyta; Magnoliopsida; Caryophyllales; Amaranthaceae. The record is from RefSeq and is a predicted model, not a curated record. Gene Ontology annotation, molecular function: voltage-gated monoatomic anion channel activity.
AGACAAUAGGGCUUGAUUUAUUCAUAUAUAAACAGAAAAGUAUAUUCGACCCUAACCCUCGUCAUUUCCAUUUCUAAUUAACUUUGAAUUUUUCUUGCUCUGUAAUCUAUAAUGGCGAAAGGUCCUGGACUCUAUUCGGACAUUGGCAAAAAUGCUCGUGAUCUUCUUUACCGAGAUUAUCAGACUGAUCAUAAGUUCAGCAUCACUACCUAUUCCCCUACUGGCGUUGCUAUUACUUCAAGUGGCACAAAGAAAGGUGAUUUGUUCCUUGCGGAUGUUACUACACAAUUGAAGAAGAACAAUGUUACAACCGAUAUUAAAGUGGACACCAAUUCCAAUUUGUUGACUACCAUUAGUGUUGUUGAGGCUGCUCCAGGAUUGAAAACUAUACUGAGUUUCAGAGUUCCUGAUCAGAGAUCUGGCAAGCUUGAACUUCAAUACCUGCAUGACUAUGUGGGAAUAUGCACCAGUGUCGGUUUGACAGCAAACCCGAUUGUAAACUUCUCGGGUGUGAUUGGGACUAAUGUGUUAGCCUUGGGAACUGAUGUUACAUUUGAUUCUAAAGCGGGAAAUUUUACUAAGUGCAAUGCUGGACUGAGCUUUUCAAAUGCUGAUUUGGUUGCUGCACUUACAAUUAAUGACAAGGGUGACAGUCUAAAUGCAUCUUACUACCACCACAUUAAUCCGAUGAGCAAAGCAUCUGUUGGUGCUGAGGUGACUCAUAGCUUCUCAAGCAAUAAGAACACUGUCACUCUCGGUGCCCAACACGCCAUUGAUCCAUUAACCAACAUUAAGGGGCGUAUCAAUAACUUCGGCAAGGUUAGUGGACUUAUUCAACAUGAAUGGCGUCCAAAGUCACUUGUUACCAUUUCUGCUGAGGUGGAUACUAGAGCCAUUGAGAAGACUGCAAAGGUUGGAUUGGCUUUGGCUCUUAAGCCUUGAAUGUUAUACUGAUCAGUUUGAUUUCAGUAAUUCAGUCUCAUGUUCUUUUUUGACAUAAUUUUUGGCAUUGAAAACAUGAUAUAAUGAUUUACAAACUUUCGCUGUUACUUGUUAGCUCAGCUGGUAAAUCCAGCAGUUAUGUUGAAUAAUUUGGUGGGUGGCAGAUUUUUUCUGAGAUCUAGGAGAACAUAUUUGAGUUGAAUUGAAGUUUUACUCGGAUUAGUUUAUAAUCACGACCUUUUUAAUUGAAAUUUCCAGCCUUCGAUUUUUGUUUUUGGU